UCCAAGUACAAAAAUACGCAAAACGUUUUCUCCAUCCGGACAAAAUUGUGCAAAGCUCAACAGGUUGCCUUAUUUACGCAAUAAUAUCGCACAAACUCGCAUUGAAAUCAAUUCUGGUUCAAAUCCCAUUCGAGGAUAUAGCCAAAGUAAUGCAGAACAGCUCUGAGGAAGAAACAGCUGCCAGGGCAGGGUCGGAAAAGUUACACCGGCCGCAAUUCUUAUAACCCGGAACAAAGGCAGGACGAAGGGAAACCGCCAUCAGUAUUCCAGCGCACCCUAGAUGUAGGCCGGGUGGCUCAAUUUCAACUGAGAUUUGCCGAACAACAAGCCGGAUCAAUGGCAGCAAAGGAAUCUUUUCGCGAGCGACAAACCCAGGAGUUGGAGGUUAUAAAGUCUAUUUUUGGAGGCGACGUGGAGGACCUCAGGCCACAGCCGAAUUCAGCCCUAUGGAAGCCCACAGAUAUCAGGAUUUUGCUCACCCCUCUGCGGGACUCCUCCAACGGUCUGGAAGCUUACGUGUGCACCAAGCUGCAUAUUACCUGUCCGAACAAAUACCCAAAACUACCCCCAAAAAUCGUGCUCGAGGAAUCAAAAGGCUUGUCAGAUCAGCAGUUGGAGGCUUUGCUUAGCCAACUCCAAACCCAAUCCGAGGAGCUGCGUGGCGAGGUGAUGAUCUACGAACUAGCCCAGACGGUGCAGGCAUUUCUGCUGGAGCACAAUAAGCCGCCCAAGGGCUCUUUUUACGAUCAGAUGCUGCAGGACAAGCAGAAGCGCGAGAAGGAGCUGCUGGACAUCCAGAGGCAGCGGGAAUCGCUGCAACGUCAAACUCUCAUCGAUGAGGUGGAGAGACGCAAGGAGAUGUUCAAGACUGAGGCUAAGCGACGCGGCGAGCCACGACGGAGCAUGAGUGAGUCCAAUCCGCGGCAUCCCAGCUCCUCGGAAAGCUCCGAAAACUCCUCACCCUACUACCGAGGCCACAUCUACCCGAGCAAGUGCUUGGAUCACCGCAACACAGAGACCUUGUACUUUCAUAAGAUGGGAAGACAAAUCCAGCGAGGAUGUUGUUUAGGACACUCCCAAAAAGGAUGCAUUGCCUACACCGGCAUCGACAUGCACAGUGGACAGAUCCUAUACAUAACCGAGUGGAACAUUAAGUACUGCCACCUGGAGCAGCCAUGUAGCGGUGGUGGAAAGUGCCACUGGAGCAGUGAGCUAAAAUGCGCUGGCAACCAUCGGGUGGAUGAGGUCAUAGCCUCCAUCGAGAAGCAAGUGGCCACCCUGUCUCAGCUGCAGCACAAGAACCUCAUACAAUACGAGUGCAUUUUGUGCAUCAAACGCAAGGAGGGAUUGCUUCUAUACCUCGUCCAGGAUUUUUUACUCGGGACCAGUGUCUUUAGUAUUUCCUCCUCGCUGGGAUGGUGUAUGGACGGCGCUCGCAUGGUGGCCAGAGGGGUGUUGGAUGCCCUGGUCUAUCUCCACAACAAAGGUGUGUCCCACAGCCAUCUGUUGGACAGCACAGUUUUCAUGGAUAACACCGGGAACGUGCGCUGCACCGACUUCUCCCUCGUUCCCAACCUACUGGAACUUUUAAGCGGAGCUGGACAGAGCAGUACUCGCGGGGAUUUGCCCGCUUUGGGUGCCCUCGUGGAGAGUCUCAUGCCCACCAACAGCUACGAAAUGCGUGACUUUGUGGACAAAUGCAACUCGGACCGCACACUUUCUGCUUCGGAGUUGCUGGAGCAUCCGUUUCUUCGAUUUUAUGUGGACAACGGGCAACAGCAAUUAAUGCCACUCCCGCAGGAGCGACAUGCUAAUACUGUCCAGCGUACGGGACCAGCCAUGCCCUACCAGAUUCCCACCCUGGCCUUGAGUCAGUCUCGCCUGCGAACCGAGUUUGAGGUCAUCAUGUAUCUUGGCAAGGGUGCCUACGGGGAUGUGUUGAAAGUUCGCAACAAUCUCGACAACCGGGAGUAUGCGAUCAAACGAAUACCUCUGCCUGCACGAAGUCGCCAGCUAUACAAGAAGAUGACGAGGGAAGUAGAGCUCCUCUCGAGGCUGAAUCACGAAAACGUAGUGAGAUACUUUAAUAGUUGGAUCGAGAGUGUAAACGACGCCGAUGCUGCCGAGAUGGACAAACUUAUGGGCGGAGAAUGGUCGCAGAGUCAGCAGGAGCUUAGUGUGAAGCCGACCAAGUCGCCGCAGCUUGGACCGACUUUGGAGGAAGAGGAGGACGAAGAAGAUAGCUCUUCCAGUAUGUGGAAUGCCUACAUACCCACUAUGGAUGACACCGAUUCGGAUGGCAUCGAAUUCGUGGACUCAAAUGGAAAGGUUGCGGUCUACGAUGAGGAGGAAGAUGACAGCUCCACCCACGGGAAGUCAAACUCGCCGCGGCCCCAGAUGCAGGUCAUGUACAUCCAAAUGGAGUUUUGCGAAAAGUGUACACUGAGAACCGCCAUCGAUGAUAAUCUCUACGAAGACACUGAUCGGCUAUGGCGUCUGUUUAGGGAAAUCGCCGAGGGCCUUUCGCACAUUCAUCAACAGGGCAUUAUCCAUCGGGAUCUGAAGCCAGUAAAUAUCUUCUUGGACUCUCACGAUCAGAUCAAGAUCGGAGACUUUGGGCUAGCCACCACCAGUUUCCUCGCCCUGCAGGCGCACGAGCUGCCUGCACAUGUGCCCACCCACAAUAUCACCAGUGCCGAGGAUGGAACGGGAACGGGAAAAGUGGGCACAACUCUGUACGUGGCUCCCGAGUUGACAGGGAAUGCUUCCAAGUCGGUGUAUAACCAGAAGGUGGACAUGUACACAUUGGGCAUUAUCCUCUUUGAAAUGGUCCAGCCACCGUUUGACACCAGCAUGGAGAGAGCUUCGACCAUUAUGGCUCUGCGGAAUGUUUCCAUAAACAUUCCAGAUGCAAUGUUAAAGGAUCCAAAGUACGAAAAGACGAUUAAGAUGCUUCGCUGGUUGCUCAGCCACGAUCCCGCCCAAAGGCCCACUGCCGAGGAACUUCUCAUCUCGGAUCUGGUUCCGCCUGCCCAGCUGGAAGCCAACGAGCUGCAGGAAAUGCUGAGGCACGCCCUGGCCAAUCCGCAGAGCAAGGCUUACAAGAACCUGGUGGCCCGCUGCCUGCAACAGGAGAGCGACGAAGUUCUGGAGCACACCUACCACUUGGGAAGUAGUCGCGCCAUGAAAUCAUGGAACUCUGCCAUCGUCAUUGACGACAUUGUGUCCCUCAACCCGGUAAUCGAAUUCGUCAAGGGCAAGGUGGUGAAUCUCUUUCGGAAACACGGAGCCAUUGAGGUAGACUCGCCGCUUCUGUCGCCCCUAUCCUCGAGGAACAGCAGUGCCCACGCCAACGCCAAUGCUGUGCACUUGAUGACCCAUUCCGGAUGUGUGGUAGUACUGCCCUGCGAUCUGCGCACCCAGUUUGCUCGCCAUGUAACCAUGAACGGUGUGAAUCUCAUCCGGCGCUACUGCGUGGACCGGGUCUAUCGCGAGGAGAAGGUUUUCAACUUCCAUCCGAAGCAGAACUACGAAUGCUCCUUCGAUAUCAUCUCCCCCACCCCUGGCAGCCAUCUGGUGGACGCGGAACUGCUAUCGCUUGCCUUCGAGAUCACCAGCGAACUGCCUCGGCUUAGGGAACGGAAUCUCACCAUCCGAAUGAAUCACACGAAUUUACUGCGAGCUAUCCUUAUCUACUGCAAUGUUCCUAAAUCUCAAUACGGAGCGCUCUUUGAAGGCAUUAUGGACUUUAUCGAGUCCCGCAUCUCCCGUUUUCAGUUCCACUCCAGCAUCACGGGGAUUAUGGAGAAGUCUCGCACCUCGGCCCAAACACUGAUGGACAUGUUGCUGGCCAAUUUCUUGCUGACGGGGUCCAGGAGCAGCGUGGAUGACUCGGCUCUGAAGACUCUCAUGCGUGGAAAGGGAGAGGCUGCAUCGCUAGCUAGAGGAGCCCUGAGGGAACUGGAAACAGUCGUAGGAUUGGCGUAUAGCCUUGGUGUUACGUGUCCCAUCCACAUCUGGGCAGGUCUGCCCAUCAGCUUCGAACGAGCAAGUACCGGUGGCAUUGUCUGGCAAAUGACUGCGGACCUGAAACCUAACCGCUCCGGCCACCCUUCCAUCUUAGCGGUGGGCGAGAGGUACGAUGCUAUGCUACAUGAGUUCCAACGCCAAGCACAGAGCUUUAACCCAGCCUUGCCCACGCGUAGCGUGUUGAGUGGAGCGGGUUUGUCCUUCUCCUUGGACAAGUUGGUGGCUGCUGUUGGUGUGGAGUACGCCAAAGAUUGCCGUGCCAUCGACGUUGGUAUAUGCGUGUGUGGAACCCGCCCGCCUCUAAAAGACGUGACCUACAUUAUGCGCUUGUUGUGGUCAGUGGGAAUCCGGUGUGGCAUUGUGGAGGCUGCCAGCGAACUGGGAGAUGAGGCACAAGAUUUAGCUCGAUUGGGAGCCCUGCACGUCAUCCUCGUUGCGGAGAAUGGCUCCCUUAGAGUGCGUUCAUUCGAGAGGGAACGGUUUCAGGAACGUCAUUUGAACCGUGCCGAGCUGGUGGAGUUCGUCCAAAAACUGCUGCGGGGCGAUGGCAUCAAUGCAGCCACUGUGGACUAUUCCAGGGAGAUAUCCAACCAGAGUGCCGGUGGAGGCAGCAGUGGCGGCAGGGAACGGGAGCGCGGAGAGAAUGGGCUCAGCACUUCCGGCUCGAAUGCAACGAUUAAAAACAGCUACAGCCAGCUCCCAAACCUUCAGGUGUCGUUCCUCACCCACGACAAGCCCACGGCCAACUACAAAAGGAGAUUAGAGAACCAGGUGGCUCAGCACAUGACCUCCACGCUGGCCCAGUUCAUCAAAAAGGAGACAUUCGUGGUGCUGGUGGUGGAGCUCCCCCCAGCAGUAGUCAAUGCCAUUGUAGGAGCCAUUAAUCCCCGAGAGAUUCGCAAAAAAGAGACUGAGCCGGAAAUCAAUGUUGUGAUCGAAAGAUUUCCCAAAUACAAACGUUAUAUAUCCGAGAUCAAUGACGAAGUGUUGGACUAUCUGGGCGAUGCCAAGACACCAAUCGUGGCCUUGUACAGCAUUUCCGAUUCCUACUACCGCGUCAUCAUCUAACCCACACGAUAACCCUGGAGCUUGACUGGAGGAUUGCAGGACUACCUAGUAGUUCGGACCACUUAUUAGUUAGUAGCUUAAGUAUCGAAUUGUCACAAAUUCAAUUUGGCCAAAAUUUAACUUAAGAUGGCUGUGUUACGAUGCCAUUUACCCACUUAUCGAAUCAAAAUUCGUUUCUACCAGCCCUGGUCGCCAGUUUAGGAGCCACUUUAAUUAAAACCGGGCUGGUAUUUAUACUAACUAUUAUUUUACCUUGAUUAAACAUGCCUAAGUCAAAAGUAAAGUUUAAAACUUAAGAAAUGAUUCCUAUGCUUACCGAAUUCGAUUUUAGAAAUAAAUUUUAAUCAUUAAAUAGCAACUUUGGUGGCAUCCACCCAGGGAGAUCAAGAGGCUCCUCUUGAAAAGAGAUCAGCAUCCCACUAGCAGAAGGCGAUCCAAGAUCUGAGUCUUCAUCUAUAUAUUUUAUAAACGUUAAUAUUUUUGACACAAAAAUUGUAUUCCUUAAAAUAAAGUUGCGUGUGUGAACAACUCUUCCCACUGGGAUGCCUAACAAA
Molecule: messenger RNA, 5651 nt
Organism: Drosophila bipectinata
Lineage: Eukaryota; Metazoa; Arthropoda; Insecta; Diptera; Drosophilidae
Gene: Gcn2
Product: eukaryotic translation initiation factor 2 alpha kinase Gcn2
Biological process (GO): DNA damage checkpoint signaling; regulation of translational initiation by eIF2 alpha phosphorylation; negative regulation of cytoplasmic translational initiation in response to stress
Cellular component (GO): cytosol; nucleus; cytoplasm
Molecular function (GO): eukaryotic translation initiation factor 2alpha kinase activity; protein binding; ATP binding
Source: RefSeq, a predicted model, not a curated record